UUUUUUUUAAAGUCUCCUCUCUUUAAAAACAAACCGUCAAAUCUUAUGGUUUAUCGUGAAUAUGGAUUGAAUGUGGAGACUGAAACCUGCACCAAGCAGAGAGGCACAUCCAGGCCCUGGCAGGAGCAGGGCAGCAGGCAGGCAGCACGGCCCGGGGGCACGGGGGCUGUGUUCCAGCCAGGAUCCGGUUUUCCAGAAACUCUGAAUAACCAAGGUGCAGACUGUAAAACAUACAGGGCUUUUCAGGCACUAUUUGCAAGUCUUUAAAGAUAAGAGCAAUUGGGGUUCAGCGAGCUGGGCCUGCAGAAAUGCACCUCCCACAGCAGCUUCAUAUUUAUCCUCCAUGCCUCUGCUGAAAGCUGCACAGAGACCACCUCAGCCACGCUAGCUGCAGUGCAGCGGGCCAGGUUUCCGUGACUUGCUCCUCCUUGCUGUCGUGUGCCCGUAUUUCCCAGCUGUGCCACACGUGCACAAGGCUGGGCAGCAGCACUGCCAGCGGGUGCACCUCUUGCACACAGGCAGGCGCAGUGUUCUGGGGAGCUCCUGCUAGCACACCCCUCACGGCGUUUUCUUCUUCCACUCUGCCAUCAGCAGCGUUUUGAGGCCAGGACCCAAUGUUAGCAGGGAGAGGAAAAUGCCUUUUUUUUAUAUAUAAGCAUCGACAAUGCAUUUUACAAUGCUGCUACUGCCAUCCGAACAAAACUCAGAGCAUGUUUUAUUCCCGGACCGUUCCUAGAGGGCAGCUGCGAGGCGCUGGGUGCUGCACAAGGACUGUACCACUUCAGGAAGCUGGGGCUUCUGUUCUCUGAACCAUGGGAGCUGUAGUCGCCGUGCUGAGGGCUGAGCCAUGCGCAGACUGCGUUUCCCACGGAGCCGUGCGGGCAGGAAGCCCUUCUCGGAGCUGGCAGCACUAUGACAGCAGAAACGACACGGCUGUCCCUCUGAAUCUCCGGCCUGCCUGCUGUCAUGCACUGUCUGUUCUCUGCCUGCGGAGCACUUCGGGUCCGUGCUAAAGCCACCGCCAUCCGUGGGCCCCCGUCACUCAACAUGUUCCCUGCUGGGAAGCUCCCAGGAGGCUGCAGAGCCAUCAGAGCGCACCAUCUCCGGCACCGCUCUGUCAACGGGGCCUCCCCAAACUUGGCUUUCGUACCGGCCUGCCUCCCCCCGCAUCCCGUGGAAGUUGAGGAGCUGCAGCGUUUUGUUUCCAACUCCAAGAAGCUGUUUGUCAUGACGGGAGCUGGGAUCUCCACUGAGUCGGGGAUCCCCGAUUACCGCUCGGAAGGCGUGGGGCUCUACGCCAGGUCGGACCGGCGGCCCGUCCAGCUCGCAGAGUUCGUCCGCAGCGCCAGCGCCCGGCAGCGCUACUGGGCAAGGAACUUUGUGGGCUGGCCUCAGUUCUCCUCUCACCAGCCAAACACGGCCCACCUGGUGCUGAGGCACUGGGAGGAGCUGGGGAAGCUGCACUGGCUGGUGACCCAGAACGUGGACGCGCUUCACACCAAAGCUGGGAGCCAGCGCGUGACAGAACUGCACGGCUGCACGCACAGGGUUUUCUGCCUCACCUGUGGAGAUCAAACCUCGCGCUCUGAGCUUCAGGAGCACUUUGAAGCUCUGAACCCUAGCUGGAAAGCUGAAGCCCUCGGUGUGGCUCCGGAUGGGGAUGUCUUCCUGACAGACGAGCAGGUGCGCAAUUUCCAAGUCCCAGCUUGCAGGCAGUGCGGUGGAAUCCUGAAGCCUGACGUGACGUUCUUUGGAGACACGGUGAGCCGGGAAAAGGUGGAUUUUGUGCACCAACGCCUGGCAGAAUCAGACUCCAUGCUGGUGGCAGGAUCCUCUAUGCAGGUGUACUCUGGUUACAGGUUUGCGCUGGCUGCCCGGGAGAAGCAGCUGCCCAUUGCAGUCCUCAACAUUGGGCCCACAAGGUUAGAUCACUUUGCGUCCCUCAAGCUGAAUUCCCGCUGUGGAGAGCUGCUGCCUUUGAUUGUUGCACACUGAGCCAACAAGAUGAGCAUCAGUGGCUGUCAGGGGUAAAAUCGUCUCUACAAGGACUUGCCUCUCCAAAGGGGAAUUACUUCGGUCUGAAAUGCAGCUGUGAGAUCCUUACACAUGGCCCCCGGUGACACCAGGAGAGGGCAGCAAGCCUCCCACGUCAGCCUGACAGUUUUCUGCCCUGAAACCAUCUCCACCGAACGAGGAAGGAGGAGGAUGAUGACAAGGAGUUCUUUCCUGCCUUCCCUCGCCGUGUGAACAGGGCCUUUUCUUUGCAUUCACUGGCAAAGGACGGGACUGGGACAGGAUAUUCAGACAUCUGAGAACAAAAUAUGUAUUUUUAACUGGUUGUUCCCAGAGAAGAAUGGGGGACGGGGAGUUUGACCGAGUUACUUCAGGCAGAACAGCGCAGGAGGGCGAUGUGGAACACGCUGUAUCAGCUGGAGGAUCCCACAUUGUUCGUGGGCAAACGUGGAGCAGAGAAGGUAAAGGAGGCAAAAGGAACCACAGUUGCCAUUUCCCAAAAAUACGGAUCAAAAGAGAAGCUGAACAAGAAUACUGCUCUUGUAAUAAAUCAUUUGAAAGCGCAGACCACAGAGCUGACGUCAGCGAGGAGGGGAAGUCAGCAUUGCUCUGCCAGCUGAUCAGCUGAACUGCUCGCCAUUUCUAAGAGGUUCAGAUGGUGAACUGCUCACCAUCUGAACCUCUUAGAAAUGGCAUAUUGUUGAGAUGCCAGAGGAUUCACUUCCAGCUAAUCUGACCAGAGCUGCUUUCAGUGGCGCUGCUACCUUUUCAAAAAAUGCAUUUUUAGAAGAUGUUGUUUAACUAAUGAAUAGCUAAGUAGUGAAUUAAAAUUGUUUACAUGACUGCUA
Messenger RNA from Numida meleagris (helmeted guineafowl), 2861 nucleotides. RefSeq names its product sirtuin 4 (gene SIRT4). NCBI's taxonomy places the organism in Eukaryota, Metazoa, Chordata, Aves, Galliformes, Numididae. The coding region runs from base 967 to 1995 and encodes 342 amino acids. The transcript has 6 exons. The record is from RefSeq and is a predicted model, not a curated record. Gene Ontology annotation, molecular function: NAD-dependent protein lysine deacetylase activity; NAD+ binding.